AUGUAUCUCAUAUCGCUGGCUCUUGAAUAUGGGGCCCCCAUGUUUCUUAUUACCUCCCCCCUCACGUCCUAUACGGAUCAGAUUCUCAGUAUACAUCGAUCAAGGAAUUCGGGGGGAUUCUCCCUCGAUAUCCCUUUGAUCAUGCUCGUCGCAUCCAUCCUCAAGGUGUUUUACUGGUUUGGUCACUACUACUCGCUCUCGCUGCUCGUACAAGCCGUGAUCAUGAUUGGGGUCCAGAUCGUCUUGCUCAAAGUUGCACUGGAUAACCGACCGUCGCCGGGAGUCAAGAAUAGCGUGGAGCAUGUUCCGUUUAGCAAUUUGGAUGAGAAGGGGGUUGUCAGACCAUACGAAUUCUGGCAGUGGAAGUCCGCAAAGCCGUACUGGAUGUUUUUGGCCUAUUUUGUCGGGGCGCUAUCAUUCGUCCAGAUCCUUCUGCCGCCCAUCGCUCGGUCGGACUUGUACGUGAACCUACUGGGCUAUGCUGGUCUGGCUGUAGAAGCUAUCCUGCCUCUCCCUCAGAUCAUUGCCAAUCACCGGACCCGUUCGUGCAAAGGAUUCCGGGUUUCUGUGCUGGCGGCUUGGAUUCUUGGUGAUGUGAUGAAAAUGAGUUACUUCUUCUGCAGCAAAGAAGUGAUUCCCUGGGCGUUUCGGCUGUGCGGUAUGUUCCAGUGUGUCUGUGAUCUCUACCUCGGGGUACAAUUCUGGAUGUAUUCGCGGCAUACACUCAGGGCUGCGGGCGGCCCUAGGCAUAACACCGCCAGCUGGCCAGCGGAGGAAAAAGACAUACGGAUGACCUAA
Aspergillus udagawae is the source of this 798-nucleotide messenger RNA. Its product is annotated as PQ-loop repeat-containing protein. The coding region runs from base 1 to 798 and encodes 265 amino acids. Gene Ontology annotation, cellular component: endosome; trans-Golgi network. Lineage: Eukaryota; Fungi; Ascomycota; Eurotiomycetes; Eurotiales; Aspergillaceae. The record is from RefSeq and is a predicted model, not a curated record. Gene Ontology annotation, biological process: retrograde transport, endosome to Golgi; phospholipid translocation. The transcript is spliced from 4 exons.